Messenger RNA from Penicillium angulare, 246 nucleotides. RefSeq lists its product as uncharacterized. The transcript has a single exon. The record is from RefSeq and is a predicted model, not a curated record. NCBI's taxonomy places the organism in Eukaryota, Fungi, Ascomycota, Eurotiomycetes, Eurotiales, Aspergillaceae. Bases 1 to 246 code for a protein of 81 amino acids.
AUGUAUGCUGCCGAAGGAGAGAAUUCCAUUCCAGUGCAAUGGUUGGCCAUAUAUGCCGAUCCAUUGGUAGUGUUACCCUCCAGAUCAGAGACACAAUUCCCAUAUGCCCUUAAAGUUGUCGCGCAAAACCACAGCUACAAUAGUGACGUCAUGUGGGAAGCUAUGCUCGACACAUUACCAACUGAGGCCUUUGAUGACUUCCCCAUGGCCCAGAAAAUGUUCAACUUCAUCAUUGAUGGCCUGUGA